AAAGCGCAGUGCGAAAUACCAGCGCAGUCCGAAGUAUCAGAUCAGAUAUAGGCCUAAGCGCAGUCCCAAAUAUCUGCUUCAGCUUUGACUUGUGCAUAGUGCUGUACAGACAUCACAGAAAGGUGGGUGUUUUUCUUCGUCCCGCUGUAUACACACAGUAUUCUACCCCCGUUUCUCUUGCACAUUUCUGCGUCCUGUUUGAAGAACGUGGUCUUACCGUCUUCUAAUCUGAAGUUUCGGGAAACUGAACAUGGAUAGAGUGACAAAGACCAAGCUUGCCUUCGUUGUUUCACUCCACGUGAAACAUUCCAAGGAAGGGGUGCGGUCAAUUACGCACAGGUUGGCUAUGGAACACUUCGACAAGCUGAACUGCUCACCGGACGACCAUGUCCUGUACGUCGGCUAUGGUGACGAGGCGGUGAUUUUGGCCACCAGAGCCAACUCGGUUGUAGUUAUUGAUUUGGACCCUACUCUCCUCGAGAUCGGGAAAAGCGACCGCCCAGCUGACAACGUGGAAUACCUGCAGGAUGACCUAGGGGAAGGGAGCCCCCACUUGGCCAAUUGGGGAGAGUCUUUCAGCCAAGUGGUCAGCAUCGUCCGCGUCAUGUUCUACCCGAAUGUCCCUCUCGUCCUGAGAAACAUGGUGGGAUGUCUAAAACCCGGCGGGCAGUUGCUGUGCGUCAUUCCCAACAACGACUUCAACUUCUUUGGAGGGGCAGCUAAAGUUAUCGAGGAUCAUCCGGAAUGGGGGCAGCGAGUUAAGAAGUCGAAUGUGACCCUGUGGAACCACACCGAGGAACAAGCAGAGGAGUUCUUCCAAGGCAUCUGUGAUUGGUCUGAACUGUCCUGCAAAACUCAGCGGAUUGAUUUCGGUCUGGCAGAGAAAAAGGCCAAACUGGUAUUACUUGAUGCUCUGGAUGAAGUAAACCAAGUUGGUUCAUCUCACCAGGAGGAGUGCCUGAAGACCCUGUGGCAGUGGGCCCUUAAUGAGUAUGGAUGCACCGAGGAUGGCUGUCUCAAAAAGCCCUCCGAGUUUAUGGUGAUCUACGGAGUCAAGAGAACCUGAAAGAUUAGCUUUGACUUCGAUACCUCCAUGUGCCAUGAGGGGCACAAGUUAACUUUGUUUUGGUGACAAGGCUGUCUUUCUCCUCCGUUAGUUUUGGUGAAGGCGGAUUUUUAAAGAAUAUGUAUUUCAAAAACGUUUAAAUCAUUAUGUAUACUCGUGUGUAUAUUACAUGGUUGGUUGUAUAUAUUACAUGGAAAGAGCGAAUCACAAUGCAAUGCUCAAUCGAAUGCAAGAGGGUACCAAGUCGCGGAGAGGUCAUUUAUUGGGUGAUUUGGUACCACCCGGUCACCUAUUAAAAUUGUUCGAAUUAAUCUUUCUCCCCUUCUUCCUUUUUUCCCCUGCAAUAACUCCCCGCGGCUUUUCUUCCAAACUUGAAACUUUGAACAAAUACCAACCCUGAUCCCAAGGUGUGCAUAUAACUGUGACGUCACGAUGACGUCAUCGGGUAUCAAAUUACACCCGAUUUCUGUUAAAAAACUGACAAGUUUCAUUCAUUUAUAACUCAUGAACAAAAUAAACAACCGUGUUCGCACUUUGGGUACGCGAAGUUGCUUGACCUAUACACCUCUUGGGUUUCCGGAAGGUCAAGGUUAAGUGAAUUGAAAUUACAAACAUAAGCCUCAAAAUCAAAACAACCCAAUUUCUUUGAAUUGGAUCAUUGGCUGAAGAUGAAACCUGGUAUAAAGAUGAACCCACUGUCCAAAUAUGUAAAACUAAAUGUGACGUCAACACGAAUAUUAAAUUACUAGCGAUUAAAUUACGAGGGUCAACAUUUGGAUGAUUAGUUUGCACUAUAACUUUUGAACUGAGUGGCGUUCCACUUUUUAUAUAAUUUUUUUAUUUCAAUACGAUUUGUCAAACUUUACCAAAUCGACCAUAACAUUAUUUGGACAACCGCUUAUUAACUUUUCAUUAAUCAAGUUAAAGUAUUUCAUACUAAUUUGGUAGUUUGUUUUUUGAUGUUUGCAAAUAUUGUAUACCAUUAAUAAUGUUUUCCAGUCCGAAUUCGCCAGGUUGGCAUUAAAAAGUUUUUUGUGCAUUAAUUUUA
This is a messenger RNA of Patiria miniata (bat star), 2114 nucleotides long. RefSeq lists its product as uncharacterized. NCBI's taxonomy places the organism in Eukaryota, Metazoa, Echinodermata, Asteroidea, Valvatida, Asterinidae. The transcript has 5 exons. The record is from RefSeq and is a predicted model, not a curated record. The coding region runs from base 251 to 1066 and encodes 271 amino acids. Gene Ontology annotation, molecular function: S-adenosylmethionine-dependent methyltransferase activity.